Pseudonaja textilis is the source of this 4932-nucleotide messenger RNA. NCBI's taxonomy places the organism in Eukaryota, Metazoa, Chordata, Lepidosauria, Squamata, Elapidae. The record is from RefSeq and is a predicted model, not a curated record.
AUGUGCUUCCUCCUUCCUGGGAACCUGCUGCAGUACUGCAGUCUGUCACAUCAGCUCUCCCUUCAUAGAGACCUGGCAGCAGAAAGGGAAGCCUUGAUGGAGAUGGCAUAUCCAGAAGUGCAAGUUUUCUGCCAAAAGCAUGGCUUGAUGUUUGAGGUUAUUGAUUUAAGAUGGGGCACCUUUGAUCACAUGGAGACCCACCAUAUGUCUACCCAACUCUCUUUAGAAGAAAUCAAACGCUGCCAGAAACUUUCAGUGAGUUCCAGCUUCAUUGCACUGCUUGGAAACGAUUACGGCCACUGCUCCACUCCUCUGACCAUUGUGGAACAGGAAUUUGAGGCCAUUAGAGCACAACUCCUGGAGGAGCCCAAGACCUUACAGCUUCUGGCCCGAAGGUACCUGAAGGAUGAGAACGCCAUUCCUCCCGUGUAUGUUCUGCAACAAUCAUCUCAGGCAGACCCAGAUGGCGCAGAGGAAGACUUGCUCUUGAUCCUCCGUAGGGCCGCCUGCCAAGCAGAAAAGUAUGGGCUCAUCAGCCGGGAGCAAUUGCAGAACUAUCACAAGUCAGAGAUAUUUCAGGAGAUUGAGGCUGGCCUCUUCAGAUCAGGUGAAUGUGAUGGCCAAAGUACCAUGAUAUUCUUCACAGAAGUGGACAUGCCCAUAUCAGAUAGAGUGGACUUACUACUGGGCACAGAUGAUGUUGGAGAUGAGCUGCACCCUGAAGAACCACAACAGUUAGCAGAUCUGAAGGCAAGCAUCGUAAGCAGGUAUCCUGAGCUGAUUAAGGUUCACAGGAUUCCACCUGUGGUAGAACCCAGGUCUUUCCGGCAGAAGCCCUGGCCCAAGUAUUUGAAGGAUUUCUGUGACCAGUUUAUUGCUGCCACCAACCAUUAUGUGCUCAGGAGCCUGAGAUUCCAAGAACAAAAUCUUGGGAAGCCACCUGAGCUGAUUCGAGAGCUCACUCAUCACAUGGCCCUUGGUCAAAAACACAGCCAGGCUUUCUGCUGGCAGCAGGACCUGCUGGGUCUCAUUUGCCAACGCAUUAAAUGGAACCACCAUCAGGCCCAUUCCCCACUUGUCAUCUAUGGACCCUCAGGAUGUGGCAAAACAGCCCUGUUGUACCAUUUAAGUGAAGCCAUACAAACCACCUUGGAUCAGGAAACGGUGGUAAUCCUUCGUUUGCUGGGAAGUUCACAGGAUAGUUCCACACCUAACAGCCUUCUCCACAGCCUCUGCCAACAAGUUUGCUUAGCUAUGGGCUUCCCUUAUACCAAGCCAGUUGGCAAUCUAGGCCUGCUCUUCCACCACCUGCUUUCUUCAGCUUCUUGCCAGGGCACCCGGUCCUUUGUCCUACUCCUUGAUUCAAUGGAGCAGCUACACACACCUAGAAAUGCUCACAGAGCUUUCUGGUUGCCAAAAAUCUGUCCUCCAAAGACACACAUGAUUCUUACUAUGCUGCAGAAAGAAAGUGAAGUUCUACAGAAGAUGACUGGGGCUUCAGAGGAUUAUUUUGAGAUGGGGCCUCUUUCUCAGGAGCAAGUGGGGGAGAUUCUCUCCAAAACUUUGGCAUCCACAGGACGUACACUAAGGCCCACCCAGCAGGAGUUGUUCCUGCAAAGCUUUGCAAAAGGUGGGUAUGCUCUGUCAGUAGCCCUGGCCAUAAGACAAGCCCAGCGUUGGACUUCAUACGUUCAACUUGCAGCACCAGCCAUAUCAUCUACAGUCUCGGAGUUUGCGCAUCGCUUGUGUGACCACCUGGAGAUGGUGCAUGGCUCUGUCUUAGUAGCACAUGUACUUGGCUAUCUUGCCUGUGCCCGACACGGGCUCUCAGAAGCAGAGCAAAAAGAUAUCUUGUCCCUCGACAAUGAGGUUCUCACUGAGAUUUAUUGGCUUCAUCCUCCUCCAAGCAAGGUGACCCUCCGCUUUCCACCCCUACUAUGGGCUCACUUAUACCAGGACCUGGCCCAGUGGCUGGAGGACCGGUGGGCGGAUGGCUUUGCGCUGAUGGAUUUUGCCCACAGGGAGUUGGCUGAUGCUGUGGAGCAACGCUACCUGUCUGUGCCAGAGGAAAGGACCAAGCGUCACCUGCUCCUGGCAGAUUACUUCAGGGGAACUUGGAGCUGGGGCAUGAAGAAACCCAUCCAGCUGCCCUCCUCCAACAAGCCUGUGAGCUUUGACAGGAAGGUGAUUCCUCAACCUCUCUGGUUCUCUGGCAUCGUUACAAACCAGAGGAAAUUGAGUGAACUGCCCUUCCAUUUACUACAGGCAGGUCUGUUUGAGGAGUUGCAAAGAGAUAUUUUGGGGAACAUGAAUUGGAUCAUCUGCAGAGCAACUUCCACUGGCAUAGAGAGCCUGACUGCUGACUUUGCCAUGUGCUUGCCCAGAUCAACUGCCCAGAGCUGCAUCUCCUGCAAGAGACUUUCCUGCUUCUGCAGCCUCUUGUGGAUAGCAAACGGAUCCACGGAGGUAGAUAAUCACUGUCAACCUUGUAGCUUAGGAGUGACUCCCAAGAACCUUGCCCAGUCUAGCAAAGUGAGUAUGAUCUACACGGAGAUAUUGGCACGGCUGUUUUUCCUCAGGCAAUCCUACCCUAAGAUCAUUGGUAAUAUGUGUGGGCAAUGUGAAAGCUGGUUUGGUGCUUGGACCCAGCCUGUCCUCAUCCCUCGCUCUGGAUUUUUCCAUCCACCUGGAGGACCUCUGUGCAAAACACUGCCUGGAUUUCCUGCAGGCACUUCAGUGCUGGAAUUCAACUUUGACCAAAAGUUGCUUCUGGCUGGUUCUCUGGAUGGGUCUAUGAUCGUUUGGGACAUGGAAGAUUUUACUGUGCAACAUGUCCUAAUAGGACACUCUGCUGAAGUGAAAUGUGUGAAAUUAUUUGGGAAAGGUUCCCGUGCUGCCUCGGUGGCCAUGGAUCGGACGCUGCGCUUGUGGCGUCUGGAAUCUGCCAGGGAGGACUUCUCUAUCCACAAUGUUCAUCCUGGAGAGUUGAAGUGUUGCCAGUUGCAUAUUGAUGAAAAGAACCAGAUGAUAUACUGGGCAUCAGGUUUGGAGGUCAGCGCUUGGCAUCUGGAGACAGCUGUACCCGUUUUCCAGAUCUCUGCUGAGCCUCCAGACCAAUGGCUCUGUGGAACUGUGUUUGUACCAAGGCUGGUGAUUGUGACUGUAUCUGAACGGGGUGUUUUCAGCCUGUGGGACAGCAUCAGUGGACAGCUACACUCCAAGCAGGAACUGAUAGGGCUGGGAGAAGAGACACCAACAUGCACUAUAUUGCUCCACACACUGGGCAGGAUGGUGGCCGGCUUCAGCAAGGGCUCUCUCUUGAUGAUCUCUUCUGAUGGACACAGCCUGCUGGAAAAGCUCCCAGAAAGGAUCAGCUUUGUGGUGCUUUCAAAAGACGAAUCUCUCCUGGCAACAGGUUUGAGUGAAUAUCCUGCUCCCUUACUCUACAUUGGUGCCCCCAGUGUAAAUGACAUCGAGCUGGUCAUGCUUCCCAAUCUUGAUGCAGCCCUCAAUGAAACUGAGUUUGACAUCCCUGCCUUGGCAGGAGUGGCAGGUUUUGGGCACCGUGUAAGAGUUUUCCUGGGCAACGUGACAGGAUUCCAUCAACUCCUGGCCUCAGAUUUGCUGCAUUCUGCUGAGGUUUGUGCAGCUGCUAUUUCAGCAGAUCAUACCACCAUCGUCACAAGUUCCCAGGAUGAAUGCAUAUGGGUCUGGUGUCUAGCCAAACAGGGUUUGCUGACAGAUGUUUUGACUGAUACCGGGACGCCUUCUACACACCUGGCUCUCUGGGAUGUUACCCUGGUAUCCGCCUCUUGCCACACAUCUCACCUCAGAGUCUGGGACCUCAGCUGUGAUCGCAAGCACAAACUACUCCCACCUUAUAUGGCAAGCAAGAGCUGCAUCAGGCUUUCCCACAAUGCCAAAUACAUUUAUUUUCCCCAAGAUUAUUACAGCUCUAGUGUUGUCAUUUGGGAUACAGAGGCAGGAAAGGAGCAUGAUAAAUUGGAUGCAUCGGCUCCAGUCCAGUGUCUGGAAGUGGCUGAGCAGAAGAAUCUUCUCUUUGUUGGACUGGUUUCUGGAACAGUGCUGGUGUUUCCCUUGGAUUCCAGGCAAGAUGUUGGUUGCAUCCCUCCAUCAGAGAACCCAAAACCCAUUUGCAACUUGGCACUCACUCAGAAGGAAGAUCAGCUGGCAGUUGCCUGUGAUGACCUUGUGCAGGUCCUGGAUCUGCAUCAGGAAGAGAUGGGUCUCUUGAUUGACCGCCCGGCUUACACCUUUUACACACAGAUCCCUGGUGCCACAAUUUCUAACGUGGCUCUUCUGUCUGGAUACCGAGUGCUCUAUGGAAUGACCAAUGGGGAGCUCUUCAUGUACUACUGCUUGGAGGCCCAUGUGUUCCCACUAGAAGCUCAUGGGAACUGCAUCACCUGCCUGAUGACCAGCCAUGGAGAGAAAUGGCUGCUGAGUGGCUCAGAAGAUUCACUGCUGUGUCUCUGGGAUGUUCAGCUCUGCUCCUGGGAGCACCAGAUGUUUUUCCAGAAGCAAGAUUCCUUUUCCCGUGACAUUUUCUGUGCAUGUUUUUCAAUGGAUGACCAGUACCUGUUCAUCAGCUCUUUGGAUCAACGUAUUACAGUGUGGGAUGUCUCACGAGGGGCCCUCUUAGCAGUUCAGUUUGUGCAUGCAAAAAUUACCAGGAUGGUGUCAACAGCUGAAGGCUUUGUUGCAACAACACAACUUGGCUACCUCAUGCGGGAGAGAUUCCACAGCCCACAGGCCAUCAACUUUUGCAAUGAUAUGCUCAGCAGUGUUAAAGCAACGUACACAAUGAAAUCUCGGCCAAAAGAGAGCCAGAAUCCAGGAGAGAUUCAGGGCAAUCUAAGGAACGCUCCGAGCUGUACCAACAAGCUAUCACAAAUUUGUAGGAUUGUGUGA